CUAGCGAGAAGAGCCCCAUCGGUCUAUAGGGCACGUGUGGCUCUCUCUGCUUCGCUGAAACCCGCGGCCUGGCCAAGGGGCGUGUGUGCGUCUGUCUCUGUGCGCAUUUGCAACCGAGGAGCGAGCGAGCCAUUUCUCUUCCGUUUUUUGCCUCUGGGUUUUGCCGCCUGCCGCGGGGAUAUCAUUUGCUGGGGGCUGCGGGGUGGGGGGAGGAGGAGGAAGAGAAGAAGAGGAAAAAAAAAAAAAAAGAAAGAGAGAGAGAGAGAGAAGGCAGAGGAAGAGGAAGAGAGGAGGGACUGGUAACUCUCUGCCUGUCUGGAAGGGGGCGAGCUGUCUCCAGACAGGUGAUGGGCGUUUCGGCUGCGCUCUGGGAUUGCCUGCCUGCCUGCCUGCCGCUUGGAUUUCACUUCGCGGUGAUCUAAGCAAAUAUGCAGAUCUACCGGCUGGUCGGGUCCUGAACGCCAAAGAAGGCAGCGCGCAAAGCGGAGGAGAGCAACAGCCCGCCAGCCCGCCCGCCUGCUGCCAGGGCCGGCAUCCCCCUCCCUCGCCAGCAACCUUCUUGCCAAGCAGAAGACCCAAACAGCAGAAGAGCCCUCUCCUCCCCCCCGCCCACGCAAAGACACCCCUCGGCGGGGGCGAGCCCGGGGGAGCGACGCGGCCACCCCCACCUCCUGCUUUGGGGGCGAGCCCAGGGAAGCUACCGGGCCACCCCCGCCCGUUCCCCGCUCCUUGGCGGCGCCUCUCUCCAAGCCAGCCGGCGCGCUAAGGCGAAGAAGGGGAUUCCCCCCCCCCGCCCCGCCUUUGGCAAGACCCAGACCGAAGAGCGAUCGCCCCCCUGGCUGGCACCCCCUCCUCCUCCUCCCCACCACGAGCCGGAGAGCCCCCCCGUCUGGCUUGCCCUGAGGGAUGGUGGUGAUUUGGCCCGCCAAAGGAGCCAGGCUGCUGCUGCUGCUGCUGCUCCCGCUGCGCGGCGCGGUUGAAUCGUGUGGCUGCUGGCGGCGGCAGUGCGGGCGGAGGACGCGAUGAGGUCCUGGGGGGGCUUCUGGCUUCUAGGCGUCUGCUACCUGGCCCUCGUGGCUGCGGAGGAAGCGGAGAUCCCCCAAGAAGUGAUCGAAAGGCUGGCACACAGCGAGAUCCACAGCAUCCGUGAUUUACAGCGCCUCUUGGAGAUUGACUCCGUAGGCUACGACGACGCCUCGGAAACAAACCUGAUCUCGCACAGCGUGCACGUCGCCAAGCACGCCCAAGAAAACCGCCCCCGACCCAUCCGCAGGAAACGAAGCGUCGAGGAAGCUAUUCCCGCCGUCUGCAAAACCCGGACAGUUAUAUAUGAGAUACCUCGGAGUCAGAUCGACCCGACGUCCGCUAACUUUCUGAUAUGGCCCCCGUGUGUGGAGGUGAAGCGCUGUACGGGCUGCUGUAACACCAGCAGUGUGAAGUGCCAGCCGUCGCGGAUACACCACAGAAGCGUCAAGGUGGCAAAAGUGGAAUAUAUUAGAAAAAAACCAAAAUUAAAAGAAGUCCUCGUGAAGCUAGAAGAGCACAUGGAAUGCACCUGCACAUCGUCAAAUUCUAAUUCAGAUUUUCGAGAAGAAGAAACGGGAAGGCCUAGGGGAAAAGGUAAAAAACGGAAACGAAAAAAGUUAAAACCCUCAUAAAAAUACUCCCAGGACAAUUUGAUGACCAGAUGUAAGGUGAAAAUAAGCUAGAAAGUAUUUCUCUCUGGGACAUGGAUGUACAUGGUUUGUUACAUUCCUGAACCUACUGUGUAUGGUGCUUUAUUGACUGUAUACUUCGUUCGUUCUCCUUUGUGGAGGAAACAAAAAAAAACUGGCUUAAAAACACACACACACACACACACACACACACACACACCCACUCUCAAAAAAGACUCAUCACAAGGACAAAGAGACAAUGUACAUUUGUUUAAUAUGACAUCAGAGCAAGUAUUGUAGCACUCUACGAAACAAUACGAAGUUUCCCUGUCCAAAAAAGAGAAAAGACGCCCUGAAUGGAGGAUACCCAAAGGACUCCUGACGACAUGACAAAUGCCAUCUAAGCAAAGAGCGGAUUUCAGUGUCGCUGGGCAGCCAAUGGUGCUUUUGUUUCUGUUUGUUUGUUUUUUUGUCAAGAAAUGUGCCUGCGUUCUUGAUGAAGAUGGACGGACGCAAUGGAGCUUGGGCACAGGAAUGUAUCCAAUGCUACGGCAGAGACUCUUCAAAUGGUGCCGUUUCACUUGGCAAUGUUUUCAGUCUAUACAAAAAAAGAGAAAAACAACCAGCCUUCUGGGGCGCCUUAAGUGGAUGUUUUGUUUUUGUUUUUUAUUUUUGUUUUUUUACACCAUAAAGUUAUUAAGCUUUCUUUUUACUUGUUGCCUAGCUUUUUAUUAUCUUUUCGGACAACAUUUACCAAUAACCCAUAUAGAAGACUGCUGUAGCGGCCGAAACGGGAGACGCAGACAAGUACGGAUUUUCUCUUAGGGGGUUGCAGACUAAUGCGAUGUAUUAAAAUAAAAAUGGUAUACCUAUGCAUAAUUUUCUAAAUGUUUCUUGGUUUAUGUCCCCUUCCCUCCACUCUCUGCCCCCCUCCCACAUUUCCAUCCCUCCCACCCAUAAUUUAAAAUAGUGGUUUUCAAAGGUCGCUCUGCUGCUCUACAGAAGCGUACCCAGGGGGCUCUUAGUAAGAAGGACCUGUUGUGAGACCAGAUUGCCUGAAGGGGAAUGUGUUCAUCGUUGCACUCUUCCCCUGGAAAUAUACAACCAUUGUGGGUGGGUGGGGUGUCAGGUGGGCAUGUUGGAGGCGUGUCUCGUUGACAGGAAAUGGCAGCAAGGCCCAACAAGAGCAGUUCGGGCCCUGCACAAGUUAGAAUGUAGCCUAAAAUGUAUCCCAGAAUCCUUAGCGGCGUGCAAGCGUUCUGUGGCAGAUGCAGGCAGGUCGCCAACAGAUCAGAUCAACGUGGAGUGGAUUUCUUGAGGCUAGAAAGCUUGGAAGUCACUCUUUCAAAGACAUCAAAACAGACUACGGAUAUGCAUAAGCAACCCGAGGCGAUAUGCAAGCAGGACACAUCUUUGAGUUCUUUAAAACAACAACAACAACAACAACAAAUUCGUACCAGUUGCCCACGAGUGAUCCUGUGGCUGCAAUUGCUAUUCUGUAGAAGAAUCACUUUUGCUAUUUCACAUGUUAAAGCUGCGUGAGUUGUACAAAGUCUUCUUGUUAUCCGUAUUGUAUGAUGUCACUGUGGCACGGGGUGACCCUGCCAGAAAGCCUAAAAUUCUUUAUUUUUGGUAUUAAAAAAAAAAAAGUUAUGCUUUAUGUGUA
Hemicordylus capensis (graceful crag lizard) is the source of this 3321-nucleotide messenger RNA. RefSeq names its product platelet derived growth factor subunit A (gene PDGFA). The transcript is spliced from 7 exons. The record is from RefSeq and is a predicted model, not a curated record. Lineage: Eukaryota; Metazoa; Chordata; Lepidosauria; Squamata; Cordylidae. The coding region runs from base 1023 to 1658 and encodes 211 amino acids. Gene Ontology annotation, biological process: positive regulation of ERK1 and ERK2 cascade; positive regulation of protein autophosphorylation; positive regulation of phosphatidylinositol 3-kinase/protein kinase B signal transduction. Gene Ontology annotation, molecular function: growth factor activity; platelet-derived growth factor receptor binding. Gene Ontology annotation, cellular component: membrane.